Aspergillus versicolor CBS 583.65 is the source of this 1077-nucleotide messenger RNA. RefSeq names its product cation diffusion facilitator family transporter. The transcript is spliced from 8 exons. The coding region runs from base 1 to 1077 and encodes 358 amino acids. Gene Ontology annotation, molecular function: zinc ion transmembrane transporter activity. The record is from RefSeq and is a predicted model, not a curated record. NCBI's taxonomy places the organism in Eukaryota, Fungi, Ascomycota, Eurotiomycetes, Eurotiales, Aspergillaceae. Gene Ontology annotation, biological process: intracellular zinc ion homeostasis; zinc ion transmembrane transport. Gene Ontology annotation, cellular component: membrane.
AUGGAGUUGAGGAUAUCACGGAUUCAGCGCCUCAGCGCUGUAAUAGGGAUUUCCAUGUCCUUCUUCGUCGCCGAGAUAGCUGUCGGCUUCUAUACUGGCUCGCUUGCUCUUAUCGCAGACGCAUUUCACUAUCUGAGUGAUAUUAUUGGAUUCAUGGUUGCACUUGUCGCUGCUGUUGUUGAGACAAAAAACACCCCGCCGCAGUCCCUCACAUUCGGGUGGCAACGAUCCCAACUGGUUGGCGCAUUUUUCAAUGGGGUCCUGCUAUUUGGACUUGGGAUUAGUAUCUUUUUACAGUCACUUGAGCGGUUUAUCACACUAGAAAAUGGCCAUGGCCAUGACAACACUCACACGCAGGGACAUUCGAGUGCAGAACGUGAGACUGGAAAUGAAAUCAGCCCCGAUUCAGGUUUCCCAGCCGAUGAGAAGCACACCCACCAUAAGCACUCUCUAAACGCCAAACCCAAGCCGAAGAGGAAUUUCGAUCUCGCCUUAAUGGGCGUAUUUAUCCAUAUUAUGGGUGAUUGUGCCAACAAUCUCGGGGUUAUUAUCGCUGGUCUCGUUAUCUGGCUGGCUGAUUACCAUGGGCGUUACUAUGCAGACCCUGCGGUAAGCAUGGCCAUCGCCGUCAUGAUAUUCUGCUCGUCUCUGCCUUUGAUAAAACGAAGCGGUCUCAUCCUCCUUCAGAGCGCUCCUGAUGGCGUUGAGCAUGAAGAUGUGAAGCAUGACUUACUCCAGAUCCAAGGUAUUCGCGCCGUUCAUGAACUCCACAUAUGGCGCCUGAAUCAGAAGAAAUCUCUGGCCUCCGCACACAUUGUCCUCGAGGAUGGCAGAGCAGGGGACUUUCCCGCGCUAGCAAAGACUGUAAAGGAGUGUUUCCAUGCAUACGGUAUCCAUUCCGUGACGCUUCAGCCAGAAACGCCGGUAGUGCAGAAGGGUGCCGUCGCAGCCAUCACAGGGGUUGAGAUGGAAAGGGUGGAGGACCGUGAAUCCCACGACCAGGAUGACAAAUAUGCCGGGGAAAAGUGCCAUCUUUUGUGUGGGAACAUGUGUACAGAUUUGGCGUGCUGCGAGUAG